GAGACGUUUCUGACGUGAGCGCAGAGCCCAGGCGUGUCGUUGUCGGCUCGUGCUUUUGGGGGCGCGCUUUGCGCUAAAGCAGCACUGCCCCUGAACUCCUGUCACGCGCGCUCUCGCUCAGGACGGGCGCAGCAGACUCCAGCGCCCAGUCGCCUCAGCGCCACAAGCCUGCGCGUCUCUGCGCCGCCGCCCUUCAUGACCGAGCUCCUCAGAGACCCGGUGAAACUUGUUUGGCGCACCUGUUAGCGUUUCUCCAGCGGACCGCGCGGCUCAGGAUGAACUCGACGGCGUUUAACGACACGGACGCGGGCUUCUUCUCCAACCUCAGCACCAGCGGCACCAGCGAGAGCUUCCUCGCGUGCUGCAACCUGUCCUCGGCCGUGACGGACCGCGGCUUGGUGAGCCCGGCGCUGGACGAGCGCAGCACCUUCAUCAUGAGCGUGGUGCAGAUCGCGGUGAUGUGCGUCCUCGCGCUCACGGUCGUCUUCGGCAUCUUCUUCUUAGGAUGUAACCUUCUGAUCAAAUCCGAGGGAAUGAUCAACUUCCUGGUGACGGACAGGAGGUCCUCCAAGGACGUGGAAGCGGUCAUCGUGGGCUCGUAUUAGUGCGUAAAGCGCGCUGGCUGGCCGGUGGGAAGCCGCGUGGAUGUUGCCCAUCUCAGUGACCCUGCGCUCCCCAAUCCCUGCACCCUUCAAAAACAUGCUUCUUCAAGGGUUCUUUAGUAAAGACAACGUUCUAUGUAGAACCAUGUGCUACGUAGGAUCAUUUCAUGGUGGUGAAGCUGUUGAGUGUGUUGCGCGUGGUUCUACAGCACUAAAGAAGGUUCUUCUGUUGUUACCAGGUGAAGCUUGUAACACAAGCAGAACCAUUUUUGGCACCAUAGUGAACCACUGUUCCAUAUAGAACCAUAUUCAACACAUUCACCAUCAUGUCUGAAGAAUCGUGGAUCUAAAUAGAACCAUCACCUUUACGAAAGAACCCUUGAGGAACCAUCUUUGUAAGUGUGUAUACAGACUAAAAACUUUUGCCUCUGUCCACUAAAGCCACAGACUGAAUGCUGAUGACCAGAGAGGCAGUCCACUGUUCUGGAUUAUGCUUCAGUGCACUUUGUUGAAGGACGGAACUCGUUUUGUAAAGAACUCAAUUCUUUUUGUGGUGAAGAACUGAUGUUGGAAUGCAGCCUGGAUAAGAAGUAGCUCCUAAUAUUUAAUGAAAUAAAUGAGACGUGUGAGACAGUCUGACUGUUA
Molecule: messenger RNA, 1247 nt
Organism: Pygocentrus nattereri (red-bellied piranha)
Lineage: Eukaryota; Metazoa; Chordata; Actinopteri; Characiformes; Serrasalmidae
Gene: rprmb
Product: reprimo, TP53 dependent G2 arrest mediator candidate b
Exons: 1
Coding region: 276-605 (109 amino acids)
Source: RefSeq, a predicted model, not a curated record